Messenger RNA from Camellia sinensis, 1824 nucleotides. Its product is annotated as UDP-glycosyltransferase 89A2. The record is from RefSeq and is a predicted model, not a curated record. Gene Ontology annotation, molecular function: UDP-glucosyltransferase activity. NCBI's taxonomy places the organism in Eukaryota, Viridiplantae, Streptophyta, Magnoliopsida, Ericales, Theaceae.
CAUCGCCAAACACUGACGUCUGCCAAUCUCCAUUUAUGGGAAAAGUCAUUGAAUUUUGCCCUUUUAGGACUAUCCAAUCACAUCUCAGCUCAUCUCAUCUGUUCUAAUCUCCUCUCUGUCUCUCUCCGUUUCUCAUUGUCCUUCCCAAUUGUUUUAUAAAUGCUGUUCAUCUUCCACCUAUGGUUGUCAACUACUCUCUCUCUCUCUCACAAUAACUCUUUCUCUCUCCAACAAAAAACUAUGUCCAACUCCACCCAACCUAUUCACAUCUUGAUCUUCCCGUACCCAGCUCAAGGCCACAUGCUACCAAUCUUGGAUCUAACCCACCAACUAGCCCUCCGUGGACUCACCCUUACCAUUCUGGUCACACCUAAGAACCUCCCAACCCUGAACCCACUUCUCUCGACCCACCGAUCAAUCCGGACCCUGGUUCUUCCCUUCCCGCCCCACCCAUCUCUUCCCUCCGGAGUUGAAAACGCAGCAGACAUCGGUAUCUCCGGCAGUGUACCGAUCAUCAACGCGCUGGGUAAGCUUCAUGGACCAAUAAUCCAGUGGUUUAAGUCCCACUCUAAUCCUCCUACUGCCAUCAUCUCUGAUUUCUUCCUCGGGUGGACCCAUCACCUGUCCCACCAACUCGGUAUCCCCCGGGUCAGUUUUUACUCAUCCGGAGCUUUUUUAACCUCGGUGAAUAAUUUUCUGUGGCAAAACAUAAACACCCUCAGGAAUUUACCUGUGGUUAAUUUUCCUGAUUUACCAAGAUCGCCGAGUUUUACUGCGGGGCACCUUCCUUCUUUGUUCCGGGCAUAUAGGGAAUUGGAUCCGGAUACGGAGUUUCUCAAGGAUAGUGUUCUUGCAAAUACUAGAAGUUGGGGGUGUGUUUUUAAUUCUUUUCAUGCAUUAGAGGGUGAGUAUUUGGACCAUGUGCGGAAGGAAAUGGGGCAUGGGCGGGUUUGGGGGGUUGGGCCACUCUAUUUGGCAGGUGGGGUUGGAUCCAUGGGUCGGGUCAACCGGGACAAGGAUUCCAGUGAGGGUGUGUUAGCAUGGCUUGAUGGGUGUCCUGAUGGGUCUGUGUUGUAUGUGUGUUUUGGGAGUCAGAAGUUGCUGAAGAGGGAUCAAAUGGAGGCUUUGGCUUUGGGGCUUGAACGGAGCGGGGUCUGGUUUGUUUGGGUGGUCAAGUCAGUCACGACCCAACAAAUGGCAGAUGGAUAUGGGUUUGUGCCCGAUGGGUUUGAGGAUCGGGUAUCUGGGAGGGGUAUGGUGAUAAAGGGGUGGGCCCCACAAGUGCCGAUACUGAAUCAUCAAGCUGUGGGCGGGUUUUUGAGUCAUUGCGGGUGGAACUCGGUAUUGGAGGGACUAGCAGGUGGGGUGAUGAUACUGGGCUGGCCCAUGGAGGCAGACCAAUUUGUGAAUACUAGGCUGUUGGUGGAAGACAUGGAAGCGGCAGUCUAUGUGUGCAAGGGCGCCGAUGCAGUGCCUGACUCCGCUGAGUUGGCUCAGAUCAUUGCCAAGUCAUUGAGUGGGAACACUGUACAGAAGGUAAAAGCAAUGGAGUUGAGACAGAAGGCAAUGGAAGCAGUUGAGAUAGGUGGCAGCUCUUGGAAGGACUUGGAGGAUUUAGUGAGAGAGUUGGCCCAACUUCAAAUCAAAAUUGUUUGAUAAAAGAGGUACAUACAUGAUUAGUUCAUUUGAAGGCUGUAUUUAUAAAUUUGAUUCCUUAUUCAACUUUUACUUUGUUGAGAAGAUUAGUACUUAUAUUGUGUUUAAAUCCUGGAUUUGUAAAAGAAAAAGAUUUGUGAAAUAUCAAUGAAUUAGUGUAUGUCCGUA